UUCAGCCUUAGGGCACCGAGGUUUGGUUUCUAGAGAGAGAGAAAGAGAGGAAGUUUGAGAGAGAGAGGGAGGAGCCAUGGAAGCACUGGUUGGAGAGCUCAAGAAAGAGCAACUGGGUCUGGCUCUCCUGCUCGGCCUGCCUUUUGUGUAUCUGUUGUGGCGGUUGGCCGUCGGGCGGAAGCGGCCGCUCCCACCGGGGCCGCGCCCUCGUCCCAUAGUUGGUAACAUGGCGUUGAUGGAUCAGCUCACACACAGGGGCCUGGCGAAGCUGGCGAGGCCGUAUGGCGGGCUCAUGUACCUGAGGCUCGGGUUCAUGCCCAAUGUUGUGGUUUCGACACCGGAGAUGGCGAAGCAGGUGCUCCAGGUUCAGGACAACACUUUCUCGAACCGGCCGGCGACGAUAGCCAUCCAGUAUCUGACGUAUGACCGGGCGGACAUGGCUUUUGCGCACUACGGGCCGUUCUGGAGGCAGAUGAGGAAGCUGUGCGUGAUGAAGCUGUUCAGCAGGAGGAGGCCGGAGUCGUGGAGGCCGGUGCGGGAAGAGGUGGAUGCCAUGGUGAAGGCGGUGGCCACCAAGGCCAAGACAGAGCCUGGCAUGCCUGUGAACGUCGGCGAGCUGGUGUUCGGGCUAACGAGGAACAUCACGUUCAAGGCCGCCUUCGGGUCGGCGCUGGGGGAAGGGCAGGAUAUGUUCAACUCGCUGUUGCAGGAGUUCUCGAGGCUCUUCGGCGCCUUCAACAUCGGAGACUUCUUGCCGGUGCUCAGCUGGAUGGACCUGCAGGGCAUCAACAAGAGGCUGCGCAACGCCAGGCAGAGCCUCGACCACUUCAUCGACAAGAUCAUCGAUGAUCACAUGGCCAGCGCCGGCCAGAAGGACGAACGCACGCUUGAUAUGGUGGACGACAUGCUCGUUCACCUCGGCGAUGGCCCCGCAAGCAAUGACGACACGGACACUGCUGCUCUCAAACUCACCAGGGACAACAUCAAGGCCAUAAUCAUGGACGUGAUGUUUGGCGGGACUGAGACAGUGGCCUCGGCCAUCGAAUGGGCCAUGGCGGAGCUGAUGCACAAUCCGCAGGAGAUGCAAAAGGUUCAAGACGAGCUGAAGAAGGUGGUGGGUCUGAACCGACAAGUCCAAGAGGGCGACCUGGAGAACCUAACAUACCUCAAGUGCGUCGUCAAAGAGGUCCUCCGCCUCCACCCGCCGAUCCCCCUCCUCCUCCACGAGACCGCAGAGGAGACCGAGGUCAGCGGCUACAGGAUACCGAAGCAGUGCCGCGUCAUGAUCAACGUCUGGGCUAUCGGCCGGGACCCCAAAUCAUGGCCCGAUCCCGACGCUUUCAAGCCCGAGCGGUUCACCAAGGAGAACGCCUACGAUUUCAAGGGAAGCUGCUUCGAGUUCCUUCCCUUCGGCUCUGGCCGGCGCUCGUGCCCGGGUAUGCAGCUGGGGCUCUAUGGGUUGGAGAUGGCCGUGGCCCAUCUGGUUCACUCCUUCGACUGGUCUUUGCCCGAUGGGAUGAAGUCCAAGGACAUGGACAUGAGCGAUUCGUUCGGGCUCACCGCGCCCAAGGCCCAACGCCUGGUGGCCCUGGCAACGGUUCGCCUCAGCUGCGACCUCCUCGCCUCUUAGGGCUUGAACAUAGACCACCCGGUCAAUACGGGCUUUGAACCACCCCUCCCUUCUAUACGUCCAUUGUCGUGAGUGGAGGUGGAGGGCUUUUGACUUUUUAUAUAAGUGUGUUUCUUUGUUUUUGUUCUUUUGUUCUAUUUUCUUCAACUUCGUCAUAGACUAAUUUAAAUACACUGCGGAUUGUGAUUUACAUCAUUUUCAUUC
Molecule: messenger RNA, 1834 nt
Organism: Amborella trichopoda
Lineage: Eukaryota; Viridiplantae; Streptophyta; Magnoliopsida; Amborellales; Amborellaceae
Product: ferulic acid 5-hydroxylase 1
Molecular function (GO): monooxygenase activity; heme binding; oxidoreductase activity, acting on paired donors, with incorporation or reduction of molecular oxygen
Source: RefSeq, a predicted model, not a curated record